Molecule: messenger RNA, 1721 nt
Organism: Rhizopus microsporus ATCC 52813
Lineage: Eukaryota; Fungi; Mucoromycota; Mucoromycetes; Mucorales; Rhizopodaceae
Exons: 8
Coding region: 107-1648 (513 amino acids)
Biological process (GO): retrograde transport, endosome to Golgi; protein targeting to vacuole
Cellular component (GO): endosome
Molecular function (GO): phosphatidylinositol-3-phosphate binding
Source: RefSeq, a predicted model, not a curated record
GGUUAUCUGAAUUUCCAGUGAAUUAAACAUCCGAAAUAUAUAGCGCCAUUGUGUGCAUAAUUUUUCUUUCUUUCUUUCUCUUUAAUAAUUACAAUAAUAAUAAAAAAUGAAUACAACUAAUAAUAAUAAUAACAAUAAUGAUAAUGAUACCGAAGAUCCUUGGGUAGCUCAUAUAGAUAGCAUACAGGAUAUUACAAUUGAUACUGUACCUGAUGAAUACAAUAGAAUAUACCAUGAUAUAAAAUCAAAAUACGAAAAGAUUGACAUAAGCUGCUUGGAGCAAUUGCUCAAGGCAUCCAGUCUAUCAACGACAGUACAACAACAGAUUCUUGAUAUCAUCCAUCUCAACAAUCACAAUAACCCUCUGUUUGUAACAAGGAAUGCAUUUCAUCUUUUUCUUGCUCUUGUUUCUUUAGCUCAAAGUGAUAUAGACAUAUCAUUAGUGUCGAUAGCAAAAUAUAAACAUAAUUUACCAAUUCCUUACUUUGAUCCCAUCGAUCCACCCAUAUCAUCGCCUUCGCGUUCUUCAAUUCUAUCGCCUCAUGAUAUACAGCAAAGAUUACUCAACCAAUGGCUUUCGAGCCUAGACACCAUUUUAUUGUCCAAGGUGCCUGAAAAAGAAGGAAACUUUCUAUUCAAGCAUGUCAAUUAUCAACUCGAAAGUGAAAAGUUGGGUACAAAGGUGAUAAGAAGAUUCAGUGACUUUUGGUGGUUGUGGGAAGUGCUAUUAAGAAGAUACCCAUUUAGGCUUAUACCUCAUUUACCGCCCAAGAGACUCACUGCAAGAUCUUUAGAAUUUGAAGAAAAUAGACGAAGAGGACUUGAGCGAUUCAUCAAUGCCGUAGUUAGACAUCCUGUACUCGGCAAAGAUGAUAUUGUACAUAUCUUUCUGAGUCACGCAUCCUCAUUGACAGAAUGGAGACAACAACAACCGCCUAUAGCUCUCGAUGACGAGUUUAUAGAGCAUAAGCAGAAUAUAGAAGAAUUAGAAAAGAUGGUUCCCAUUGACUGGGAUGAUCGUGUGAUACGAAUGAAAAAGAGGUCGAUCCAAUACAUAAAGCAAUACCAGCAGAUGCUUUUUAUCAUGCAUCGGAUUGUCAAGUUUAAAAAGGCUUUAGGAACGGAUUAUAUUCGAUAUAGUAUGGCCCUGACUAAUCUUGCCGAGUUUGAUAAAGACUGUACCUUUUCUCAUUGUCAAGGCUGUCCUCAAUUAGCAAAGAGUCAAUCAAGUAUAGCAAAGUCUAUGCAGCAGGCAGGCAUGUCGCUUAAUCGCGAAGCAGUAGCAAUGGAAGAUCUUGUCAUAGAGCAUCUGAUCCGCCAAAAAGACCUGUUUGAGUCAUUCAAGGAAUUGAUUGAACGAAAAGAAAGUAUGCCCUUUGUAUCAAAUGAUAUUCUGGCACAACAGAUAGCUAAACACAAACGAUUGGCAGAUCAUGGUCUAAGUCUAAUCAAGCAAAGGGAGAUAUUCAUCAAGUACUGCAUCAUGACCGAAUUAUCAUAUUUACACAAGAUGCAAACCAAUGUGUCUACCAUGUACAAUAACUAUGUAAAACACGAACUUGCCCAUUCAAGUCAGUGGACAGAUCAUUGGAAAGGCUUGAUGCCGUCCAUAGAACAAAUGCCAAACACGCCAGACGAUUUUAUGUAGUAAGAAAAGGAGACACAUUUUUUUUUUAUUUUAAAACAAAAGUGUAUAUAUAAAGAAUCUUGCUUCUUCUUUU